AGAGUUCAGUUCAUAUUGCAAGUUUGUCUACGUCGGGCGCGCAUUUUGAAGAUGAAAUUCCCCAACACGUUGGAUUUCAACACUUACCGGGCGUACUUUUGUUCGCGACACCUGUCACGUGACGAGAACCGACAGGUGGACAGUAUCCAUCUCGAAUGGGACACCUGUAAUCCGGAACCGCUGAAAAUCCUUUGCCUGAACACUAUCGCGAACAAUUGGCUAUCGAUUCCAUUCUUCCGACAGAUUCCACUCUGUGAGGAUAGGCAUUUUUUGUUGGAUUUACUGGAUUUGAAUUUUCCUCUGGAAAAUUUAUGUGCUAGAAUAAGAAGUGAUGCGUUUUGGAAGCGUGCAUUUGUUAACAGAUGGAAAAAUUACUAUCCGGUGAAUGUGGAUGGCAAACCUUGGAUUCGAGUUUAUCUGGAGCAACAUAUCAAAGAAACAUUAGAGCAAAUGAAGCCCAAUGACUACGAACAGGAGAGUGUUCAACAGCUAGUUGAUCUCUGUUCGCUGCAUGUGAAAGAACUCAAACUGGACCAAUUGCAGCCUUCGACAAACGACAAUACCGACCAUAUACCACUGGACGUGGUACUUUCGAAUCUGAGAGAACUGCGCAAAGUAGAUAUCACAUACGACGUGAAAAACGCAGGUCACAAUUUCUAUCUCGGUUGCGGUUCCAUCACGGAAAAGGACAUCAAACUUAUGACGCACGGGAUAGAACGUUGCUACGAGCUGACUGAAUUUCGGCUGCAUAGUACCAAAUUGGAACCGAUGAUGAUGCGACGAUUGGCGGCGGCAAUGGACAAAGGAUGUCCGAAUUUGACGACGAUAGCCUUUCCACACUGCCGUUGCGGUGACGUGGGUAUUCGGGCGUUUUUUGAUGCCCUCUCACCGGAGUCGCUGCCGAAUAUUAAGGAAGUGGUGCUCACGAACAAUUUUCUUUCCUCGGAAAGCAUCGUUGACCUAGUCCAUCUGAUACGUCGCCGUCCGAUCGAAAAGUUAGAUCUUCGACUGAAUCCAAUACUUAGCGAGGGAGCAAUAUGCGUGUUUACGAUGAUCUUUUACCUUCCCCUGAAAGACCUCAACCUCAGCUGCUGUUCGAUCGACGAAGAAAUCGAAGAAUAUCUGCUGAUGAUGUUGCGUUUCAAUCAGAGUGUGAAAUUUCUGGAUAUGUCCUCCAACAAGCUGGGACCGAUCAUGGGAGAACAGUUGAUACGACGAGUCCAGGAGAACAAAACACUGCAACGGUUUGACCUACGUAAUACGGAAAUACCCGCGGAUGUGCGCGCCAUCGUCGACGAGCUGGUGAUGGAGAACCGCGAUCCGCAUAGUUUGAGUGACUGGUGAGGAGAAGGUCGCUUAUUAUGGUUUCUUACAGCGCAUAUGUGAAUGGCCGUGAUCCAGGAUUGUAAUGGAUAAAUAUUGGAUGUAUAGGAACAUGUAUCUAUAUUGCGCUUAUAAGAUUAAGUACAUAAUAAAGAAAUGCAAGUAACGUGGAAGGGAAUUUUUUUAAUAAAUUUCGAGUAAAAUUGA
Aedes aegypti (yellow fever mosquito) is the source of this 1530-nucleotide messenger RNA. RefSeq lists its product as uncharacterized. Bases 52 to 1344 code for a protein of 430 amino acids. NCBI's taxonomy places the organism in Eukaryota, Metazoa, Arthropoda, Insecta, Diptera, Culicidae. The transcript is spliced from 3 exons. Gene Ontology annotation, cellular component: cytosol; perinuclear region of cytoplasm; nucleus. Gene Ontology annotation, biological process: activation of GTPase activity; nucleocytoplasmic transport. Gene Ontology annotation, molecular function: GTPase activator activity; small GTPase binding. The record is from RefSeq and is a predicted model, not a curated record.